This is a messenger RNA of Sinocyclocheilus grahami, 1334 nucleotides long. Its product is annotated as transcription termination factor 1, mitochondrial. The record is from RefSeq and is a predicted model, not a curated record. Gene Ontology annotation, cellular component: mitochondrial matrix. Lineage: Eukaryota; Metazoa; Chordata; Actinopteri; Cypriniformes; Cyprinidae. Gene Ontology annotation, biological process: termination of mitochondrial transcription; regulation of DNA-templated transcription. The coding region runs from base 86 to 1216 and encodes 376 amino acids. The transcript has 2 exons. Gene Ontology annotation, molecular function: double-stranded DNA binding.
CGAGCGGCAGGCGGCGCUGUGACUCAGUGCGCACACAGACGAGCGGCGGCAGGAGACACACGUGUUUAGAUCGGUGUGCCGAGUGAUGUUCCAGAGGCAGAUCCUGCACUUCCUGCGGCCCGUCUGCAGAUGUGCUUCACUUCCUGUCACGUCACGCCCCUGCAGCUCCAAACCGUCCAAUCACGACCCUCCUCUGGAGAACGAGUCUCUCCUGGAGAACCUCUCUGUUAUGGGCGUGGACCUCCCCUCGGCCCGCAAGCGGCAGCCGGGUGUCUUGAGGAAACUCCUGACUAACGAACAAGGCCUGGCGCUCUUCCUGAAGAGCAAAGGCGCGGAUCAAGAGACGAUCGCCAGCAUCAUCUCGCGCUUCCCGCGCUCCAUCACCCGCUCCUGCGAGCACCUGGAGGAGCGCUGGAGGCUCUGGAGGAACGUCUUCAAGAGCGACGCCGAGGUGGUGGGGAUCCUCUCGCGCUCGCCCGAGUCCUUCUUCCGCUCCAGCGACAACAAGAACCUGGAGGAGAACAUCGCCUUCCUGAUGACGCUGGGAAUCACCGGCAAAGACCUGCACCGGCUGCUGACCACCGCGCCACGGACCUUCUCCAACAGCGUGGCGCUCAACAGGAACAUGGUGGAGCUCCUGAAGAGCGUCUGCUUGAGUUUCGACGGGAAAGAUCCGGAGCGCUUCGCCCGAACCGUCAUCUCCAGGAACCUGUACGUCUUCAUCCGCAGCACUAACCGGAUCAGAGCCAACGUGGAGUUCCUCUCCAGCUCUCUGAGGCUGAGUAACGCCGAAGCGCUGGGUUUAUUCCAAUCCCACGGCGCGCAGAUCCUCGACGUCUCGCACGAGAGCCUGAAGAAGAACUUCCAGAGCCUGCGGACGAAGCUGGGCUCGCUGGGCUGCGGCGCGGAGGACUUCAAGAGGAUGAUCCUGAACUAUUCGCUGGUGCUGUUCGUCUCGUCCGAGCGUCUGAACGAGAAGCUGGACUGUCUGAUGGACGGCGGGAUCCUCGCGCAGCAGGUCGUGCACAAGCCCAAAGUCCUGGACUUCAGCAUCGGCUGCAUCCGGCAGCGGCUGCAGGACCUCCACGGACUGGGCUACGACUUCCAGAAGAGCGGCAUCGCUGUGUUAGACACCAGCAAGAAACGCUUCCACGCUAAACUCGAGAGACUGAGCUCGGCGGAGAACGAAGACUUCAACACCAACAGAAGUGUCUGAUCUCACUUUCACCUUAAACUCAGAUUUAUGUUCUUUACAUGUUUAUUCCGAGACAAAUACAAUGAAUGAGCUGAAUGAGGAAAAAUGCACUAUGUAUAUUGUUUGUUUGAGAACAUUA